Messenger RNA from Thunnus maccoyii (southern bluefin tuna), 4047 nucleotides. It is a transcript of the gene mat2aa, whose product is annotated as methionine adenosyltransferase II, alpha a. The record is from RefSeq and is a predicted model, not a curated record. The transcript is spliced from 9 exons. Gene Ontology annotation, cellular component: methionine adenosyltransferase complex; cytosol. Gene Ontology annotation, biological process: S-adenosylmethionine biosynthetic process. NCBI's taxonomy places the organism in Eukaryota, Metazoa, Chordata, Actinopteri, Scombriformes, Scombridae. Gene Ontology annotation, molecular function: methionine adenosyltransferase activity; ATP binding. Bases 294 to 1484 code for a protein of 396 amino acids.
UGGUCUGUGCUCAGCAGCAACAUUGGCUGCAGAGACACGACUUGAGGGGUCUGGAGAAGUUGUUGAGCCGUAUAAGUAGAGCAGCUGUCAGUCUGACCCACCGUGCACUCCACCGGGUGAGCUCAAACCUACAGCAGCGUGGCCGUGUUGUGUUUUGUGUGUGUGUUUAUGAGCAGGAGACCUUGGGUUAAAAGGCUUUUUGAAAACCCGUCCGCUGUCACUGAACUGUAAAGCAGGACCCGUUAUCUGAACGGCUAGCUUGUGUGCUAACAGCGUGUUUAUUGGCUAAAAAAAUGAACGGUCAGCUGAACGGUUUCCAUAACAACUCGCUCAUUGAUGAAGACUGCUUCCUCUUCACGUCUGAAUCAGUCGGAGAAGGGCAUCCCGAUAAGAUUUGUGACCAGAUCAGUGAUGCCGUGUUGGAUGCACACCUCAGACAAGACCCUGAUGCCAAAGUAGCAUGUGAGACUGUAGCUAAGACGGGGAUGAUCCUUCUGGCGGGGGAGAUCACCUCCAGGGCCAAUGUUGACUACCAGAAGAUUGUCAGGGAGGCAGUCAAGCAUAUUGGCUACGACGACUCCUCCAAAGGCUUUGACUAUAAGACCUGCAAUGUGCUGGUGGCUUUGGAGCAGCAGUCGCCUGACAUCGCUCAGGGUGUUCACCUGGAUCGCAGAGAAGAGGAUGUGGGAGCCGGUGACCAGGGUCUGAUGUUUGGUUAUGCCACUGAUGAAACAGAGGAAUGUAUGCCUCUCACUAUCAUCCUGGCCCAUAAGCUGAAUGCCAAAAUGGCUGAACUACGCCGAAAUGGAACGCUGCCAUGGCUCCGACCAGAUUCCAAAACUCAGGUGACUGUUCAGUACAGACAGGAUCGAGGCGCCAUGGUGCCCUUGCGUGUCCACACCGUUGUGGUCUCCGUGCAGCACGAUGAAGGUGUAUGUUUGGAUGAGAUGCGUCAUUGUCUGAAGGAGCAGGUGGUGAAAGCUGUGGUUCCCAGUGGGUACCUUGAUGAUGACACCAUCUAUCACCUGCAGCCCAGUGGCCGCUUUGUCAUUGGGGGACCGCAAGGUGAUGCUGGUCUGACUGGGCGUAAGAUCAUUGUCGAUACUUACGGAGGCUGGGGGGCCCACGGAGGGGGAGCUUUUUCUGGAAAGGACUACACAAAGGUAGACCGCUCUGCUGCCUACGCUGCCCGCUGGGUGGCGAAAUCUCUGGUGAAAGCUGGGCUCUGCAGGCGUGUGUUGGUCCAGGUGGCCUAUGCUAUUGGAGUUGCCCACCCGCUCUCUGUCUCCAUCUUCCACUAUGGCACCUCCCAGAAGAACGAGAAGGAGCUGCUGGACAUUGUGAGGAAGAACUUUGAUCUCCGUCCAGGAGUUAUCGUGAAGGAGCUUGACCUGAAGAAGCCCAUCUACCAGCGCACAGCAGCUUAUGGUCACUUUGGUCGUGAUGUCUUUUCAUGGGAGGUGCCCAAGAACCUCAAAUACUGAACCCCUCCUUUAUUCUCCCAGUGGGCCUUAGGUGUACUACAGAGAAACCUAUGUGUUUGUCUGCCUCCCUCCUCCGUCCUCCUUCUCUUUCUCUCCCUCUUCAUAAACAGCCACAUCACCACAGCCUCUACUAAAUGGAAAGAUGCCCUUUUCCCUUCAGUACUCAGUAUUUUCCACAUCCUUGAAGAGAAAACAACAGUUUCAGAUGCCAAGGCAAAAAUGGAACAGACAUGUUAUUUAGACAUACAGUUAUGAGAGAAAUUGUGCUUACGGUUUAGAGCAGUGCUGCCACCUCAUAUUUGUCUGUAUCCUAGUGGCUUGUCUCAUUUUUGCAUAAUUAAUGGUCGUCUGGUUUCUGUUAGAGAGUGGACUAACUGUUAGAUAGCAGAUGUCCAACAGGACCAUGCUAGUAUUUACCAGUAAUGAUGGUGUUUUGCCAGUAUUCUCCAUUUUAAAUCAAUCUCUAUAGAGUUGUAGUAAUGACAAGCGGCUGGCAUCUUCUGUUGCUUUCUCUUUAAUGGCUUUAUGUCAUUUCCCACCACCUAACUUCGUUGGGCUAAUAAUGGUUUCCCAUCACAAAAACAUCAACUCUGUUCUCUUCACAGCCCUCCCCCUUCCCCUUCCAUUUUUUGCAAAUUUGAUGGCACAAAUAAGGUUGAAGAUUGCUUUACAUUUCUGUUCAGAAGAAAUGCCAGUUGUCUGAUUUGAGCAUACACUUUGUCGAGCGAGAUAAAAUCUGCUAAUUUCCUUCUCUGUGCUGUCCCUUCAGGCCAUUUUUUUUUCUGACGUUUUACAGAGAAGUCAGAAGCUGCUAAUGACCUUGUGGUUAUGUUGGGCUGCACAAUGAAAUCACUCCAUUUUUGUAAUUUAUUUUGUUGGUUUAAAUGUCAUGUGAAUGUUCCAAAUGAUGUUAAAUGUGUCAAUGUUCUGCUGACCAAGAUAAAGGUACAGCGCUCAGCCUUCUUGAGACUGAAUCUGGGUGUAGCUACAGAGAAACCCGGACUCAGUGGCCUUUUGGGCAUGGGCUACCUUUAUCCCAUGGCGACACUGUACUUGAAAUAAUUUAUAGAAUGGUGUUUGACUAUUGUGGGACCUAACAGUUUGACCAGCAAGGAAGGACAACUGAAAAAAUGUGUGACAAGUUUUUGUAUCUAAAAACGGUUUUCCACCUACUGUAGUCGUACAUGUUUAGGGUCCUAACACCUUCUGCCUCACCUUGCACCCCCAAGUGGAAAAUGAACGAGCAGAGCCACAGACAGACCAAGACAAAGACAUAAGAGGCAGCGCUCAGUCAGCAUAGUGAAUGUAAGACAUGGUAUAGUAGUCAGUUUUGUACAGAUGACGAUGCGGGAUCAGAUAUGUAAUGUAACGCUUGUAGAUUUUGAAUUUGCCACUGGAAUCGCACAUUUUCUCUUGGGCUGUACAGCGGUUCCUGAAUGAACGCUGCAGCUGAAGCCUUUCUUUUAAUUUAUUUAUUUAUUUGUUUUUAAAAACCUGUUCAUUCGUUACACCAGGACUGGUCUACUAAACCAUGGGUGAUAGAUGGCACAAGUCUAAAUUUUUCUGAUUAGUUCAGUUGACACAACCGGAGUAUGUCAAGGUUCUUGACUCCUCUCUUUGUCCUUUUUUUAAAGAUAUUUUUGCAGAGUUUACUUUCAGGAAAUACAUAUGAAGAGUGGAAUGAGGCCUUGGCCAGAUUUGAACCUAAGAAGUUGUGGAUACACAGUAUAUAUGCCUUUUGAAUGCUUCCCAAGUUGUCCUUCACUUUGACUUUACUCCUGGAUGUGUAUCUGCAUAAUAUAAUUGCAGAUUUUAAGCUAAACUGGCUUCAAGCCUGAGUGAGAUUGUUAUUCACUUUUAAAUUCACCACAGCUGGUCUCUGAUCUGAGCUAUGUGCAGUUAAGUGUGUCUGCAAUGUUUUCAGCAUGAAGCUAGGUGGCACUGUGUCCCAAUAUAUACAUCUAUAACACUGAUACUAGACUCCCCCCCCCCCACCCCACCCCCACUACUUUGGUAACACUGAUAUCUCAUUUUUAUAGUUUGGCUCUUUUGGCAUCACCUUGUGGUUCCUUGAGUGUACUACAGAGAAACUUCAGGGGAGCCACAGAGUUGAGAGCUGAGAGUAUGUUUGAUCCUAAUCAUGGUGUCAGUGAUCAUCACGUGAAAUGACUCGACCUCCCAAAGAUUUUUUUUUUUUUUUUUUUUUUACAAUAUGUUUGCAUCUUCUAUCACAUCCGCAGACGGGACAGAUGAUUGGUUGGUGUUGUACAGAGAAACCAGCCUGUUUACAUGGUCUCUUGUGGAGGUUUUGAGGAGACACGUUUUCUCUGUUAAAUUAUUAUUUUUUAAACGAUUAGAAGUGAGUUGUCAGUGUGGUUGCUGAAUGUGUAAAAGUGCCUUUUUCUCAUUUUCUGCAAUACCCCCAACUAUAUCUGACUUCAUACCUACUGAUCCCCCUGCCCCACUUUCUUCCUAUACCCUGUUCAAUAGUUCAUACUGAGGAGUCUGAUUGGUUGUUGAGCUUCUCUUUUAAACCCUUCAAAUAAAUUGCACUCUUGCUUCA